AUGUUCGACCAGAUCAUUUGGACUACAUCCGAGACCGGCGCCAAGAUUAUCCACGUGGCCAUCACCUCCGAUUUCUUCUGGCCACUGGAUAAGCAGGGCAAACCAACAGGCUGUGGAGCAUCACUGCAUUGGCCCUAUCUCGAAACAAUCGAGUUUGAUGAAAUACCAGACUACCUUCCCUCAGGGGAAUGGCUCUUCGACCCUGACUAUUAUGAGAAGACCGAAGUGCCCAAUCUCGAGGCUCCAGAUUGGGAAGACAUUCGACUUGUUGAGGAAUCGCCAUACGACCGCACGCUGAUGAACUUUGAGCACUUCCAUCGUGUCUUUAUUGCCAUGGGCUAUGCGGCACAGCAUAUGCCACUAUUAAAGACGAUCAGACUCCUAGUUCUUGCUGACGAGCAGUCUACCUUUGAGUUCUCUACCGAUCAGUUCAGUGGGAGGAGGACGGUAACUUGGGCAUCGGCUACAGGUUAUAAACCCGAUGAGCGAGUUGCGCAAGCUUGGGGUUUCGAUCCGGAUGACAUUGAUUUUAUUGACCACUGGGAAGGCAGGGAUGUGGAAACAAAUGUGAUAUUUCACAGCUGGCCAUUGGGAAAUUAUGCAUGA
Molecule: messenger RNA, 606 nt
Organism: Aspergillus pseudoviridinutans
Lineage: Eukaryota; Fungi; Ascomycota; Eurotiomycetes; Eurotiales; Aspergillaceae
Exons: 3
Coding region: 1-606 (201 amino acids)
Source: RefSeq, a predicted model, not a curated record